AUGAAGUGGUUAUUUCAAUACAAGGCGAAGGCAAACGUCACGCCUGACGAAACCUUUCCACAGGAAAUAAGCGCUAUUAAAAGUCACGCCGAAGAACAAUACGUUAGCGCCCUAGUGCGCUUCCAUCAGCGUAGACUUGUUAGUCGCAAGAACAAACUUGAAAAGGCUAAUAUUGCCAAGUCUCGAUCGCAAUACAAUGUAAAUACACGUGAAAGAUCACGUUCGCCCUUGAGGAACACUGUAAAUGCUGAUGUCGACAGGAUAGACAAAAUAGAAAAUCAGCUUUCAGAGCUGAAAGAUCUUAUAUGUACACGCUUUCAGAGUGAUAAUAAACAUGUUGAAAAGUACAACAGUGUCAUCUCUGAAAAAUCAGUCGCCAAACCCACUGCAGCAAAAAGGCUAUCCAAGAAUAAUAAACGCAAAAAGCGUAGAAAAAAUACACUACACAAGCGAGUGACUACAGAAAGGGAGAAAAAAAUAAAAUAUACCUUAAAAACCUUUCAGACAAUACAUUAACUGAUCACCAAGUCACCGUGUUAGCAAAAGGGCUUAAAUUUAUUGAAACACCCGUGACAAAUGAAAAUAAGAUCAGGCAACAAUUGUUGCGUGACUUCGAACAAUUCGCUAGGCGAAUGAGACUUAGAUAUAUAUUCCACGGGAAUGACAAGGAACCACAUCCUUUCCAC
Pocillopora meandrina is the source of this 686-nucleotide messenger RNA. NCBI's taxonomy places the organism in Eukaryota, Metazoa, Cnidaria, Anthozoa, Scleractinia, Pocilloporidae. The record is from the annotation of a GenBank genome assembly.